This is a messenger RNA of Lindgomyces ingoldianus, 2504 nucleotides long. RefSeq lists its product as uncharacterized. Gene Ontology annotation, cellular component: nucleus. The record is from RefSeq and is a predicted model, not a curated record. The transcript is spliced from 3 exons. Gene Ontology annotation, biological process: positive regulation of transcription by RNA polymerase II. Bases 263 to 2299 code for a protein of 678 amino acids. Gene Ontology annotation, molecular function: DNA-binding transcription factor activity, RNA polymerase II-specific; transcription cis-regulatory region binding; zinc ion binding. Lineage: Eukaryota; Fungi; Ascomycota; Dothideomycetes; Pleosporales; Lindgomycetaceae.
GCAAAUCUUCACCGUGGCGGCGUCAUUCGAGCAACCUGGCUUCUUACAGCCUCCUUUGGGAUUUGGCUUUCUCUAUGACCAGGGCACCGGAAUCGUGCCUGCCACGACGACGCUGAUUGCGGAAACCGCAGUUCACGAACACGACAAUCGUAGGAGCUCUACCUCAACCUCCAGCCCCCGGCCUGCGAAAAGACCACGGCAAACACAACGGGGCGAUAACACUCGAAGAGCUGCUGGUGGCGAGCAGCAGCACGGAAAAGCCAUGUCCAGCGAUGGGGCCGCCAACACCCCCGGCGCAACCGACAAAGCAGCCCAGGAUAGCAAGCCCAAGAGGGUGCGCACUGGGUGUUUGACGUGCAGAGAGAGGCAUUUGAAAUGUGACGAGGCCCAGCCAGUCUGCCACAAUUGCCAGAAGUCCAGCCGGCAGUGCAAACGGGGCAUCAGGCUGAACUUUAUCGACACCACUGUCGCAAUUCCACCGACACAGCUUGUACCCACCCAUGAGUGGACAAUUGCAUUCCACGACGAGUCGAGGGACAUCGCGAGCGAGUACAAGGGCGGGCUUGGAAGAUACGGCCGCGCUGAGAAUGAGCCGAUUCCACCGGAAAGCAAUGCUUUCUUCAUGGACAUACCGAAUGGCAUGCCACCUCCACCUACUGCUGCACAGCAACCUCUUCCUGCUAUUCAAGGCAUGCGAGCGUAUCCAGAAGAACCUCAGAACAUGAUCUACGAACACCAGCGGGCACCCUCCCACCACCACACACACUCCCACUCCGAGUCGACUUAUUCUGGCUCCAAUGUUGCACCUGCAGGGUCGUCGUACCAGACCCCAGAGCAGUCCCGGACUCCACCAGAAGGUGCACGUGAUUAUCUCGACACACAGGAAGAAACUCUUUUCAUGCAGGUAUUUGUUGAAGAAGUGGGAUUGUGGAUGGACAGCAUGGACCCGAUGAAACACUUCUCGCGACUACUUCCGUUUCAUGCCCUGGGCGAACCCAUGCUGCUUAACGCCUUCUUGGCAUGCGGUGCACGACAUCUCGCGCUUGUGAACCCCAAGUACAGCGAGGACAAGGCAUUGCAUUAUUACGACACGGCCACGCGCUAUUUGCUCAGCUCGCUACAGAACCCAAAUCGUGAUACCGUCAUCUGUGCAACCACAGCAGUCAUCUUGAACGUUUACGAGAUUAUGUGCGAGCGGGCUCUCCAGCGGAUGAACCACAUCGCAGGGGCCCGGGCAUUGAUCAAAGAGUGUGGCUGGAAUGCGAGGUCGACAGGUAUUGGUGCCGCGUGUUUCUGGCUCAAUGUUGGCAUGGAACUCCUCAGCUGUCUGCACUUCAAUUGGCAAGUAGCUUGGCAUCCCGACGAGUGGGGCGUCGACAUGGACUUUUCCAAAGAGACCGAAUAUGGGCGAGAGGAGGUGUGGACAUAUCGAAUCGUCUACAUUGUAGCAAAAGUCGCCAACUUCCGUGCUUCAAUACCGAGAACUCAGGAAUCGUCACCCCGGCAGGAAAAUCUGCGCCUCCAGAACCGCUACAAUGAAUGGAAGCGGCUCAAGGAGCUCGCCGAUUUAUGGAAUGAAAGCAUCCCACGGACGAUGCACCCCUUGGCCUAUCUGUAUCCAGGCCAAACACUUUCUGGAUCCGCCUUUCCGGAAGUAUGGCUGAUUAAGAGGACCUCAAUCGUAGCCCGACUCUUCUACCACACCUGUAUGUGCCUUCUAGCGCAAAUAAACCCUGUGGCGGGACCAGAUGACCCCGAGAUGCAUGAUCUGCAACACCGACACUCUCAAUUCAUUUGCGGCAUCAGUGCACACGUCAAGGACCGUGGUGUUGCAAGCGUUGCUCUUCGAUCUCUCGCCAUUGCUGCUGAAUGUUUGACCACCCGACGCGAGCAGGAAGAGGUUCUUCAAAUCUUCAACAAGAUACGCCAGGAGACGGGGUGGCGGGUUGGUUUCUUGAACAAUGAGCUCAAGGAAAAAUGGGGUUGGAAUAACGCCGACACCCAACCUCCUCAAGAGCAAAAUGUCAAUGCCAACAUACAGAACAAUGGAGCCAACCACGUUGUCUACCAACAGCCCACACUUCAACCGCAGGUCACUCUCCAACCCAUGAUACCACCGACUUCGCUGCCCCCGGCGCCUCCUGUCCAACGCUCACGCCCUCCUAUGGGGAUCAUCAACCCCUUUCUAGCUGAGGCCGACUUCAAUAUGCCCCACCAUCCAUACCACGAGGUCUAUGUCGCGCCGAACCCAGCUCAUCAACCCCUUCAUCCACUGAUCCAACCCAACUCCUAUUUCUGAGCCUCAGUUCUUCUUACCCGCUCUAAUUCUUCAUCAUCGCUCUGCUACAAUUCUGCUUUGUAUUCUACAUUCUCGAUGACAUGCAUUGUUUUGCGGAGGUGGGUACAGGGAUCAUUCUGGUCUGUCAAUUUCCAAUGGAUACCUCAUCGUUUCCCAUUCCUAAUACUGUGUGCUUUCGCAGUCUUAGUCCUCUCUUGCUUUCCGC